Molecule: messenger RNA, 390 nt
Organism: Kalmanozyma brasiliensis GHG001
Lineage: Eukaryota; Fungi; Basidiomycota; Ustilaginomycetes; Ustilaginales
Product: Prefoldin beta-like protein
Exons: 3
Coding region: 1-390 (129 amino acids)
Biological process (GO): protein folding
Cellular component (GO): cytoplasm; prefoldin complex
Molecular function (GO): protein folding chaperone
Source: RefSeq, a predicted model, not a curated record
AUGUCCGCCAUACCCGACGAGACGCUCUCCCGAGUCCUCGAGAAGAUCCAACUCCAGGUCUACCAGACGAACCAACAGCUUGCGGCGCUACGGGCGCAGAUCGCGGCCCGCGAGCGAGAAGCCAAACUCAACACCUUGACGCUCACCGAGCUGCAGGGCAUUCAGGAUCCCAAUGCUGCUUUCUACAGGAGUGUAGGGAAGAUGUUCAUGCAAGAUUCCCAGGCGCAGGUGCUCGCAAGCCUCACAGCUCAACAACAAGCCCUCACAAGCGACGUAGAGGCCCUGCACAAGAAGCAAAAGUACCUCCAAAAGCAAGGCCAGGACGCACAAUCGCACCUCAAAGACAUUUUCUCCAGCGUCAACCGUCAGCAGCAGCAACAGCAGGCCUAA